CUGGUGCUGAGACAUUAAACAGUAAUUCAUAAUUGUGAUAUUGAGAUUGCUGCUCUCUCUCCAAUUUAGUCGAUAGUGUGUGCCAGAGCACGAUUGUUAAUUUAUUUCCUGCUGGAUACUACACUUCCUUAAAUAGUGAUUUACUCUGAGCUGUUUAUCGGUUACCGUGGUGAUGCUUAUGGACAUCUAUCACUGGGCACCCCAUUGCUGGCCUGUCUGGAUAAACAUUGUAAUAUGAUUUGAAUGCAGUGAAAUUUUACUGUGUGUUCACAACAGUAUCAUAAAGGCUGAUGAGGUGACAUAUGGGAGACUGGUUGUACACCUAAGAGGAUACACUGUGUAUACUUACUGUCUUCUGUGGUAGAUAAGGGAUAGUUGAUGUAUCUCAUCUAGACUGCUUGUAUUGAACUUUGGUUUACAAAGUGGAUCAUGACGUGGACAUGGGUACUUGUGUGUGGUGUGUUGAUGUUUGCGGUCAUCAUUCCUGAGGCUCAAGGAUUUUUUGGCAUGAGAAAAGGAGGUUCUGCUAGGAAUAAAAGGUCACUGGGAGAGAAAGGAGAGCUCUACUUCUACGGCGGGAACCUUGUGGGCAUAGGGACAAUGGUGAUAGGUGUCUGUGAUGCCUCCAAAUGUGAUAUUUGUAACAAUAAGGCUACGUCUACAUCAAAAACUGAGAAUUCCAUCAGUGAUUCUCUUUUUAUAAUUCAUGCCAAUGGCAAUACAACUGCCCCCAAAAGAAUAAACAAUACACAAAAAAUGUCUUUAAGUGCUAUUAAAUUUACAAUACCUAGAGUGCAUCGAAGUCAGUUUGGUCGGUAUAUCUGCUACUAUCAGUUUGGUGGGGAGGCAGUCCUGAUCAGCACCAGGACAUUAUAUGUCGAUGAGCCGAUAGUACUCGGUCUUGGUGCUGGGGGGAGAAGUGGCGAUAGGACCUCACCCAUAAUUGCUGGGACAACAGUCUAUGGCAUUUGUAAUGCUACAGGCAUUUCAACUAAAUCUCUCAAAUCCAAUCAUCACUUUCCUGCCAUUUAUCGUGUUAUUUAUUACAAUUCAACUCGACAAGAACUAAAAAUUCCUGAGAAACAGAUAAAAAUCAAGCCAGUUUCUCAAGACGUGAUUGGGUUUGAAAUGGCUCAUGUGAAGAAGAGUCAAUGUUGUGGCUAUAUAUGUCGCUACGGCCCCCUCUACACCGGCGUCCUGAUCAGUACAGUGUGGUUACAAGUUGGCGAGAAGCCGAUGAAACCAUUUCUAAACUUAACAAACCAGGAUGCUGUUCUCGUCUACAACUGGGAGAAUUUGACCAUCAUUAUAUCUCCCACGAUUGACCAACAGAAUGCAUACACUCAUGAUCCGCGAGACACUGAUGUGCGUCUGCUGACAAAAUGCCAGAUCUGGUUUAAUUGGAGUGUUGCUGUGACUGGUAAAAGGUGCAGCAACAGUAUGCCGUUUACAAAAUGUGACAUGGACACUUCAACAAAUACGUGUAAGGUUCCUCGGAAGGUUUAUCGAGAUUUAAGUGGCAGAAAACCACCGAACUACACGUGCAUCAAGGCUGAAUGCUGGAAUGACGCAUUUGGGAACUCGUCAGCUGUGUACAGGGUUGACCUGGCUCAAAGAGUGAGGCCUGCUCCAGUGCCAUCAAUCACAGCAGCUAUUGUUAAUAGUAGAACAGUUAAAUCAUCUUGGAAGCCCGAUAAAAAAUGGCGCAUGUUUGGAGGACAAGUUCUCUACGACAUUGAAUUUAAUGCAAAGCAAUUUCAGCAUCAGCUUACCUUCAUGAAGUUGAACACAACCUCGCUGAUGGUGUCAGACCUGAUCCCUCAUGGCGAGUAUAAUGUUCAAAUCACCGCCAGCCCAAAAUAUGCCGGCUUUGAAAGUGAUCCGACCGCUUCAACCGUGAUCAUGCCUCCUGAUGUCCCAGCAGAGAAUCCUCAGCUCAUCGCGACUGAUAUUGAGCAGUAUGGUGGCGGUGAAAAGAAGGUCACUCUCUUCUGGAAGAAAAUCCCUGAAAUAAAACGCAAUGGUGACAUUACGAUAAAAGUGAGCGUUGUUACCACCGACACGGCGGGUGUACAAAAACGGUCAUUACCCGAGCCGGACCAACUCCCAGCCGAUCAGAUCAUGUACAGUUAUGUGCUCAAGGAUGACAAGUCCUACGUCAUCAAACUAGAAACCAUGUCCACAUCCCUGGGAAGGAAUACUUCUCUUGAACCGACAACUGUACAAAUGGAGAGAGACCAUGAACUUUCAGCUCCAUUCGUCUUUGUGGAAGCCAUCAGGGAUCAGAAUGAUGAUUACGUCAACGUUACCUGGGAGAUUCCUAGUGAGAUGGAUGGCGAAGAUGUCCUCAUCAUAUAUUGUGAGGAAGGACAGGAUAAAGAAUGUAGCAAAAUGUCUCCACUGAAGACAUUAACCGUACCUGCAACCAAGCGCUUGGUGCGUGUUGAUAAUGGCAACAUCUACAAGAUAGGCCUGGUUCGACCAACACCUGGUAAACCGGGCCUCGUCAAGUGGAGUCGAUGUAUUUACAGACAAAAUGAAGUGCCAACUGUACCACCAAAUUUGAAUCUGAGACCCGAACCCAAAAAGGUCCAGGUGCAAGUCGACGAGUAUCCUUGUGAAGUAACCCUAGCGAAAGUCGUCCGCGUUGAAGGCAUGCUUUGUCGGACAUCGAACCAAGUCACUUGUUCAGGUGAAAGUCGAUCGAUCAACAUCAGCGAAGGCGAGUUCAGCCAACCCCACUUCUACCCUGUUGAUCAUCCUGGCUCACAUUAUAUGGUCCAAGCCCAGGCUGUCAGCAGUUCAGGUGGCAGGAGCCCUGAAUGGACGGAUGGUUUCGUUGCUCCUUCUGAUAAUCAAACAGAUGCCGGAGUUAUUGUGGGUGUUGGCGUAGGCUGCCUUGUCGUCUUGGUGCUCGUGGUUGCUAUCAUUUUUGGCUAUAGAAGAUAUAAAAAGACAAAGGAAGCAGUAAAAAUGAAACGAACUCCAGCUGUAAAGGUUGACCUUCACGAAGAUGAAAGCGCUCAAUGUGACCAAUUUGCUGGUUUACCUCGAGAAAAUCCCUAUGAGCCUCUUAUGGAUCAAAAGCUGAGUCCGGCGCUGAGGAAUCCAGAUCACAACGAGGCACCUCCCCCAUUGCCACCCAGAGAUAUGAACCUGAGUAACUCUUCCAACACCAGUGGGGGUGCCACUGGUUCCAAUGGAUUCCACUCGGGAGCCAUGGCCACUGGUGAGGAGUCUGGUGAUGAGGAGACGGGGGGAAUGAGUUCGGAGUCUGCCAUGGAUUCCAGCGGUUGUUACGCUCCUGGAGUCGUCCAGAUCAAGAUUUCACCAAAUGAGAUGAAGAAACGGGAAAUCCCGAUGUCUGUUUUUAAGAACGAUAGUGCGUGCAGUGAGCCAUCAGGUUCGAGGGAGGAUGAUAUCUCCGUUCCUGUUGAUGUGAAAGAUGACAGUAGCAGAGGUCAUCCUCCAUGCUUAAUACCAGACGAAGCAGAGACUGAAUUCAAUUCAAGAGAGAGUUUUGAUGCGAACACGUCAAGAGACACGGAUGAGCUGGGAAGUACCAGUGCUGUUGGUAGUUCAAGGGAUUAUGCACAGGUGGCACUAGCUGAUCAGCCUCCCCCUUCUGUCUUGCCUGCAAUCCAAGAUGACUUUGCCAUUGAUUUUGCCCCUAAUGCUCAUGCUGGGCCUACCCAGGGGGAGAAAUCUACUCCCGAGAAUGUGGUCGAAGAACAAAGGUACCGCUCAUGUGGACCCCGUGGCCUCUUUUCAUAACUUGUGCAAUAUUCUUAGUGAAAUAGUGUUUGUGUGAUCUGAAUGGCAAGCAGACAUCGGCAGGGUCCCAGCAGGACCAGCAGUGAAAUUCCGAUCUACUUACUCUUUAUCUUUAGUUCAUAGACAUGAUUGUGGUCAGGUGACGAGAGCCAUCACAUAUGUUUUGUAAGUUCUGAGGCAGCAAAUCUCGGAGACACUCUCCAAGUUCUCGAAAACUGACUGAUUGAUCGACAUCGUUUCGGUUUAUUGGUGAAAUUUGUAUUUAAUUAUUUUUCUAUUGAUUUAGUAUAACUGUGCUAUAGUCAUACUUAUCACCUUCAGAUUUUGAGUGUCCAAACUCAGUGUGCAUUCCUGCCUUAUGUGGUCAGGUUAACUGUAUUGCAAAUAAAAAACGAUUGCAUCUACUUGGUCUGAGAAAAGUGAAAUAUGAUUUGGGUGAAAGGGCCUUUGAAUCUUAAGACAAGGUUAUAAAAGUUGUUGUGAUUUGUAUGUAGAGUUUCUGGUGUAUGUUAAACAUGUCCCUACAGAAACAAUGUAAGAUUAAACUUGGCCUUUCACCAAGUCUAUUUGAACCAGUGAUGAAAUAGGAUGGGCCUACCUCAUCUUGGUGAGUUAUUUGUUACUUGACAUAUAUCAUUAGCACACUUUUAAAGUCGGUGCAAAUCUAAGUCAAUUCAUAUACCUUACGGCUGUAAAUUAGCCGUACAUCAAAGACUUGUGUGAAGAAAGUGUGUUGAGGAAUAUGUGUGUUCUUGACUUGGUGACUGGCCUAAACUGUUCAUUCUUUCCCUUACCAGGAUUAAAAAAGGUAUUAGUGAAUACUCGGUGAUAUGGAUAAAGACAAGUAAAAGCUUUUUACUGUGGAAAAAGCUUAGUGUAAAUGUACGUAAACAGACUUAGUCUUCAUUCAUAGCAUCCAUUUGGCAUAUUUGUCAGAUGUGUUGUGAUGUCAAUUCAGUAUCACUGCUUCUGCUUGUUGCAGUAGGUGUGAUACAAUGGGGGAUAGGGGAGGGGUUAUUGUUAAAAAGAAACUAACACAGUAUAUUUUAGCCUGUCCGACAAUUUCAUUUGACAGGUUACAGGUAUAAUAUCUCAUAUUUAUAGGCUGACCAGUGAAAACCCUUUCCCAUAGCACCCUGCAUAAUAGCCACAAAACCAAACUUGGAAUGAAACUAAUAUGGGUAUUAUGGCCAUGUCUCUCUGAAGAGUGGAUAACGUAGAUAACAUCCAGUAGCAAUAUUGGUCGCCUUGAUAUAUAUCGCUGUAAAUGCUGCCAUGUGUGAAGUUUGUAACCUUUUAUGAUUCCAUCCUACAUGUAUUAGGAACACUUUCAAAACGUACUGUGGUGAAGCAGUUGAGCCAGUCUGACGUUACACACAGGCUUAUCACAUGUGAAGUAGGCCUUUGUACAGCUGCCCCUUCACAGGCUUAAUUGUGUCGACACAGUAUAUGGUUUUGAUGGUUAUGAACUUUUACAGUAUAAGCCUACUUCUACAUCAUUGCCAAGAGUUCAUGCAGGUUUUUAGCAGCCCUCUCCCUUUUCCUUGAAGAGGGUGAAAGAGUUAAAAACCUGCAACAAUCAUGACUCAGUAUCUCAUCAAAGCACACAGGAGCUAGGGACAGGUGUUCAUGUUACAUUGGGUCCAUUUCUUGUAGAGUUUGUGAUAGCAUGAUUAUUAGUUCCAGUGUAAUAUUUCUAGUUGUGCUAAUUGAUGUUUGAUGCUGCUAUCAUGAAGAGUAAUUUUGAGACGAAAUUUGUUUUACCAUGACUUGAUAAAGUUUGAUAUAAUCAUGUGCAGCUCGAAAAAGUGGGCCAUUUUCAAAAAGUCCACAUUACUUUUUAUCGUGAACAUUUAUUGAUUUACUGGAUACAUUCAUUAGCUGCUGGAGAAAGUGGUUAGCAUAGUCACAGACAUGUGAAGGCUCAAUCCAGACCCAAACCUCUACAGAAGUAUAAACGCAUCUGUAGUGGGCUUCAAGUUCUAUGGAGUAUCUUGUUUUAUAUUGAUAACUUGUUUUUAUGCAAACUUUAUGUUGACAAAAGUGUUUUGUUUUGUAAAAAGCUGGACUUGACAUCUCUUUCAUUAUCUGGGGCUCGAAAACAAGUGACAGCAGUGGUAUCAUAUACAAACAAGCCCAUUAUAGAAACAUCUUUUGAGCAUUAAUACAUAUUGACAUUCGGUCAACUACAGGGAGACCUUAAAGCUUGGGUAAGUUAGGAUUUUCAGAAAAAUGCUUUCGUUUUAAAUUUCAAGCCAUUGUACAUUGUGGUUUUUAAGAAAAAUUUCGAUAUUAAACUCU
Molecule: messenger RNA, 6075 nt
Organism: Lineus longissimus
Lineage: Eukaryota; Metazoa; Nemertea; Pilidiophora; Heteronemertea; Lineidae
Exons: 20
Coding region: 430-3774 (1114 amino acids)
Molecular function (GO): protein binding
Source: RefSeq, a predicted model, not a curated record